AUGGCACGGCAAAGAGCUGAGCGAUGGGGCGUUCCCUACGUGGAGACUUCCGCCAAAAGAAGAGAGAACGUAGACAAGGUGUUCUACGACUUGAUGCGUGAAAUCAAACGGCGGAAAGGCGGCCCGAUGGGUGCGUCUGCUGCUGGCCUCGAUCCCUCGCAAACGGGAGGCAAGAAGAAGGGAGGUAUCAAGAAACUCUGCACCAUUUUGUGA
Molecule: messenger RNA, 213 nt
Organism: Ostertagia ostertagi
Lineage: Eukaryota; Metazoa; Nematoda; Chromadorea; Rhabditida; Trichostrongylidae
Source: the annotation of a GenBank genome assembly